AUGGUAAACUGUGUGGAUUUGAAGUCUUUUCCUCCUCCUCAAUACCAAAACAAUCUCCAAUUAACAAAACCGUGUCGGGCCUCAGAGCCCGUUCAUGAGGAACCAAAUUAUCCUGGUAACUUAUCGGUUUAUGGUUCUGUCAAGGAAGGCGAUCAUGUUGACAUUGUAUCCCUGUUAUCGACAAAUUACAGAGAUUUCCUAAUCCGCAACAAUGGUGAAAAAGUCAUGGUUGAAAGCCUUAAAGGAAAAUACGUUAUGAUAUUUUGCUUCUUCCUUCCUGUAGAAACUCACAGCGCGGUAGACAACCAUUGUUGGGCAAUAAAAGCUGCAUUUUCUGAAUGGUUCGACUAUGGCAGAGACGAUAUUCAAAUGGUUAUGGUUGCGAAGAUGAAACGUGGAUUUGUAGAUAAUGAAGAAUCCUUCAUCCAAUUCUUCUCUACGUUCCCUAAUUGCCUUGCAAUCCCUUUUCACGACUCGAAAUCUCAUGAUUAUGUAUGCAAGUCUCUCGGGCUAGACGGGCCCGGUGUUCAAUACAGCCCGAGCGCCAUUGUUUUAGAUCCCCUGCAUAAGAUUCUGCAGGAGAGUUCUUUCUUUCUGGAGUUAUAUGGGGCGGAUUCUUUUCCCUUUACGAAUGAGAGGUUUGAAACCCUUUACGAAGAGGAACACAGACCUUUGUUACCCCUUGAGGAAAUAUUACGAUGUAAACCCUCUGAUUUCCUAAUCUGCAACACUGGUGAACAUGGGAAUAAGAUACGUGUUUCAGACCUUAAAAACAAGUUGGUUGCAAUAUACCUAUGCCGGUAUGGCGAUUUCAUGGAUGAACUCAAUGAAAUCCAUAACCUAUGUUGUACUAAUCGAGGUAAUUAUGAUAUGGAGAUUGUUCUUGUUUACCUACCUCAUGAAGAACCACAACAGUUCAUAGCGCGAAUUAAUGAUAAUUUAGAGCAAAGAGGGAUAUCAUGUUGGUGGGUUUUGCCAUUUAAGGAUAGUGUAAGUCAUUGGUUAAGCCGACUUAGCGAAUCUAACUCUUCCAUGGACACAUUAAUCAUCUUGGAUCCAACAAGUGGUAGGUAUGUGAAUCCUCAUGGAGAAAUAGUUAUGAACUUCUUCGGUAUUGAUGGAUAUCCUUUCACUAUAGAAGCCAUGAUUGAGAAGGAAACAGCAAGGUUAAGGACAUUAACGUUGGACUCAUUGUUAGUGUUGUCUGAUGAACAAAACUAUGUGUGUACCAAUGACGGUACUCGUGUGAGUGUGGAAGAUCUUCGAGGGAGGAAUAUCCUUCUUUACCUUGAAUGGACACAUGAUUCAAUCGAUGAUCCAAUUGAAACAUCCUAUAAUUUGAUUAAGGAUUUGUAUCACAAAAUUAAAGAGUAUAAAGAUCCUAAUUUCGAAGUGGUGUUUGUUCCUAUGGAUUUUAGUGAGAAUAUAUCCUCCCCUCUUGAAUGUUUUACGGCAAUGCCAUGGCUCGAAUGCCCGCACGACCCGGCCCGGGCAGAUUUGAUAUGGGAUCACAUAUGUAUGAAAGGUAGUAACAAAUUUAACGACCUUAUUGCAUUUGGUAAAGAUGGACAGAUUCUUACAAUACAUGCUUUACAACUACUAAUGGAUCGUGGGUUUGAUGCUUAUCCCUUCCCUAACUGUCUGAAUCAAGAUGUUGAAAUUGAAUUCAAAUGGUUCUUGGAUAGUUAUGAUGAUCAUCAUUACUUGUGUAAUUGA
Molecule: messenger RNA, 1716 nt
Organism: Spinacia oleracea (spinach)
Lineage: Eukaryota; Viridiplantae; Streptophyta; Magnoliopsida; Caryophyllales; Amaranthaceae
Product: probable nucleoredoxin 1
Exons: 1
Coding region: 1-1716 (571 amino acids)
Source: RefSeq, a predicted model, not a curated record